AACUCUCAGUCCAGAGUAGCUGCUCUUGACUCUGUCCUUCUCUGCAGACCCAACACCUCAGUCAUGCUGCGUUUGCUGGUCCUUGGCCUCGUCCUGGCAUGUGCAGUGUCUCUCAGCAGCUCUGCAGUAAUUCUAGAAAAUGGCGCUCCCAUCCUUUGGGCACAAACGGCCAGCCAAGUGACUGAGUUGCCAGUGCAUGAUGGGAUUCUGCUUCCAGACCCCUGGAACUACCUUCACCGCAUGAGUUUAUACCGGCUGAUGAUAGCUGCUACAGACCCCUUCAUGGGAUCCAUGGGGACAAAUGCUACUGACAGUUGCCACUGCAUGAUGGAUGUGCUUUCACCACCUCCUCCAGCUACAGACCCCUUCAUGGGGGAUCCGGUGGGACAUCCGAACACCUCACCCAGGAGGCGGGGGACAAAGGAGGCGCCCAGGGGGCAUCCUUGCAGAUGCCCGAACCACACUGGUCUUUCGAUGUGGAGGGCAGCUGCCACUGAGCCCUCCGGAUGGAUGUUAACUACAGGGCGUCUCGCUGAUCCAACAGGUGCAACAACUUGUGGCCUGGAAGCAGAGCCUUUGUGCAUUUCUACCCAGAGUUGGUGGGCCUGUGUGAACUAUUUUGCAUCUGUACUUCCCUUUCUGUCUGCCGCACAACAGGGCUUCAUGGGAGCAGGAGCUCAGGUCCAGAUGCAGGUGCCUGCAGGAGUACAGGACUAUUGUACAACUUAUGCUGACUGUAAAGCUAAAUACCCUGAUGCCAUGUCUAAGUGGGAUGCUUUUUUUCAGGGUCUGAAGACUACUAGUGAAUCUCUUCUGCCUGAUGAUGUGAAGAAAGACACUAUCCUCGGUGUCUAUUGGGACGCCCAAAUGGCUUCAACCUAUGCCUCUGCAGCAUGUAAUGCCAGGCAGAGCCACUAUUCCUCUGUAGAAGUGUCAUUUGCUCAGAGCUGGCUGAACUCAGCAGAAUAUGUAGCAGCAGCUCGAUUCCAGGCCAACAUGGAAAAAGCACUGCUUUUCCUAUCCCCUCUGCCAAGUCGGAUUUUACAGGAGGGCGACAGCGCACCUAACAUUGUUGGUCUGACUGCGGAGGAGAACCACACACUGUAUAUCUUCAGCUGGAUGAAGACUAUUGACAGUCUGCUUGGUGGGACAUUGCUGCGUCUGUGGAAAGGUGCCAUGUGUUCAGUAAACACAAGGCAAAAAGGUGCGCAGGUGCUGGAGCAGCUCCUCCUGAAUCCCAGCUUUGCUACAAGCACUUUCCUGUCCAUCAUCACUGAGAUGACUACAAGCUGCUGAGUCAAACACACAAGAUAAAUACAUCACGGUAUUCAUUUUUUCUCCUGAAAAAUGACAUUUUUGUCCAUUAAACAAAGUUGUUCAAGUAACUGGUUUUUAAGGUCAACUUGUUGCACUUAUCAGUGGUGUAUACCUGGCAGUACAAUAAAGUAAUUUCUUGGCUCCAGUUCAA
Messenger RNA from Oreochromis aureus, 1468 nucleotides. RefSeq names its product protein LEG1 homolog. The record is from RefSeq and is a predicted model, not a curated record. The transcript has 9 exons. The coding region runs from base 64 to 1296 and encodes 410 amino acids. NCBI's taxonomy places the organism in Eukaryota, Metazoa, Chordata, Actinopteri, Cichliformes, Cichlidae.